AUGGAGUCCACAGAGGAGCAGCAGCCAGUGGUUCGUAUGCGUGGGCGACCACUCAACGACACAAACGGCGCUCAAUCUGCACUUCAACGAGGCCUUGAAGCACUUCAGGAAGGAUCUGAAGACGUAGAUGAAAUUCGCAAACUUGACUCUCAACUAGACCAUCUGAAUGAUUACAUGUCCAAAAUGGAGGAACGGCUUAAGUUGCAUAAUGAGAAGCUUAUGGAGACACUUCGACAACAAAAAGAGGAACGCGAGAAACGUCGGCGUAGCUUCCACGAGCGUAUGACCCAGAACCAAGCGGAAGACACGGCUUUCCAGCAGCAGAUGGCAUCGAUCUUGAACCGUGUAGAUUCGGUUCGCAAUCGACAAUCGAUUUUCGAUAUAGUGAACAAUAUGGACAUCCCCAAGGUGAAUAAUGUAUAA
This is a messenger RNA of Cooperia oncophora, 423 nucleotides long. Lineage: Eukaryota; Metazoa; Nematoda; Chromadorea; Rhabditida; Trichostrongylidae. The record is from the annotation of a GenBank genome assembly.